Messenger RNA from Paramuricea clavata, 456 nucleotides. The record is from the annotation of a GenBank genome assembly. Lineage: Eukaryota; Metazoa; Cnidaria; Anthozoa; Malacalcyonacea; Plexauridae.
AUGACCACCCGAGCCGAAAUUUUCCCGUACCUAACAAACCACUCGCUCAGGGCCACCAUAGUAACAGUUCUAUCGUCAAACAACAUUGACACGCGUAAAAUCAAAGCGGUCACAGGCCAUCGAAGUGACACAAGCGUCGAAAGCUACUGCGAACGACCGACACUCGACCAGUUCAAAGAUAUGUCGAACGCCAUUUCAUCGUAUAUUGAUCAUGAAACCAGUGAAAUCUCGCCAAUCCCCCAGUCUCAGCUUGGAAAUGCUAGUCAUCCUUCUACUUCUCUACCCAGAGCACAAACUGACUUACUUCCAUCAUUUCGGUCUAGUUCUGGUCAAAGAUACUUCAGUUCACAACAAGAAAAUUUCCUCAUUGAAAGUGGCUGUAAUCUCGAAGCCAUUCUGCCAUCGGGAACUUUCGAAAACUGUUCUUUCACAUUCAAUAUAAAUUCAAACCAUUGA